UUGUGGACAUGGCCAACACGAAACUAAAGCUAAUGACAGAGUGGCAGUCUAUGUGUUUGAUUGAUUUUACGCGACAUUGGAACUUUUGUAAAUUGAUGAUCAUUGUUUUGCAGUCAAUUUUCAGUUGUACAUAGCUUUUCACCACUACAGUGGCACUUUGCUAUGGUAAGCAUGCUCUGUAUUACCGACCCGCACAACCGUCCAGAAUAUCCAUAGAUUCAGUGCAGAAACCUAUUUCGUGUCAGAUGGAGCUGCCAUUCCUCGUAAAUCCUUAUACCUAUAUCUAGGCUCCGUGCCUUAUUGAAUCGGCAACAUGAAAAGUGCAUGUGUAGGCUCUGUGAAGUAUGAUCUCACGUAUGAACUCAGUGUAAAAGUGUGGAAACUGAACGGUGUACUGAAUAAGUUUCUAUUCGGCGUUUAUUCUGAUUUCUAAGAUUAUAAUCUACGCUCUCACGUGGUCUAAGCUGCAGCUCAGGAUAUUGACCAGAGGGUAACGCCAGUGUUUUUAAGUGGUACUCUGACAUUGUCAACAAAAAAUUGAUGUUUAGGCAGAGACGAAGAGAUACGUACACAUAGGUAUGUAAUCUGUGAUUAAUUGUGAUAGUAGUGGUAUAGACAGUAAUUUAGGCUGUGACUGGCUGUGACCGCUGUGACUUCCGAAGAAAUCUGUUUGUCACAUCUGUUGACAGAAUUACCUCCCUACAUGUGGAACUUGCAAAACUAACCUAUAAUUUUGAGUUUACUUGCGACGCCACAACGUAGGAACGUGUUAAUUCACCAAAAUCAAUUUGGUUGCCAAAUUUUUCUAUGUAUGAAUGAAUAAGCCAACAAUAAGUACAUGCGAUGGAGCCAGUUUCUUUGAAACGACCAAAACCCGGUGACGGAGAGGAGGAGUUAUUUCAUAUGCAAGAAGAGUUUCUAAAGUCCAAACACGAGCCAGCAGCAAAAGUAAUAAAUCUUCGCCAGCAGAAUAGAGUGCCCAUCAUUCAGACACAUGAAAAUCCUGUUCGUAAGCCAAGAUCAGUUUUUGCAGAAUGUAGACGAAACAGAUAUCAAGGUAAAGAAAAAACGACAUCGCAAUCAAACAGUGAUGUUUUAAAUACUCAAGUCUCUGAAGCAGCAAUUCAUGAUAAUGUUGUACAAACGACUGUUGAAUCGGCAUCGAAUACAACAACAUUACUGUCCAACAUACUUCUGGGAAAUAUCAUAGAAAAGAAGUUUGCAAAGGUUUUUGAAACAGAAUCUUGCGAUACCUUGCCUUUGAAUACAUCUGCAACGGGUUUUCCAAAGGUUUUUGUGUCAGAGAAAAUGUUACGUGUUGAGGUACCAAACAGCACAAAUAGCUUGUUCCAACAACAAGUUAACAAAUCCAUACAACCAUCCAACACGGUAAAUCCUUUGGAUGCAGAAUUACACACCUUAUCAAGUACAAAUAAUAGUGUAUUAGUUGAAGGACCAUGGGCAACAGAAAUUCAUACAGCUAAUCUGCAAAGGCUUAAUAAUAUGACAAAAGAAGAAAUUAUGAAAGAGAAAAUGAUAUUGUACUCAACACUAGACCCUAUGACGAUAGAAUACAUAAAAAAUAGAAAACAGAAAAAAUUACAAGACAAAGAAAUUGUAGGUAGUAUGCAAGAAGAAAUGGAAGUUGUACCAUGUAAAUCAGACACAGGGGCCUCUUUUGGCCAGCAAUAUGAAACUGCAAGUAAAUACCAUGAACAGGUUUUUUCUGAGGAAGACGAUACAAAUAUCCCAAAACCAUCGGCAGAAAUUAUUCAACAAGUGGAAGAGAAGGGCUGGCUUCACAUGGACAGGAUAGAAUCAGAAAAGUUGAAAUGGAUGGAAGAAAUGCCUGCAACAUCAAAUACUACCCAGCCAGAAGAACCGUACAACGCACGUUUUGACUUUAAUGGGAUGCUGCUUCCAUUUACAGAUGAAAAUCUGACAGUGGACAAAGGUCUCCAUCACCAUGGAGAAGAGCCCGAACGGCCAGGUUACUCUCUCCAAGAAUUAUUGCAGUUGAGUAGAUCCUCAACACAGCAACAACGUUGCAUGGCUCUCAAUACUUUGGGAAAUAUCAUGGAAAAGAGCCGUAAAGGAUGGUAUGACCAGGCUCUGCAACCUCCGCCAUUACCUACACUGAAUGAGAGGAAUAUCUUCCUGCUUUUAAGAUUUUCAUUGGAUGAUUCUUCCGUUGCUAUUGUUACAGCAACUUUGCAAGCACUUAGGUCGUUCCUGUUCAGUGAGGCAGAUGAAAUAUGCUUAGACAGAUUAAUGGGUCUUGGAGAUUACAAAGAGCCUUGUCUUACUGUACCACCAACUGAUGUCAAAAAUAUAAGUAUAUUGCAAGAUCAUGAGUUAGCCCAGCUUGAUACAGUUGCUGCAGCUCUCAGAUCAGACAUCAUUCUGAGGAUCAGAUAUAUACUUAGUGAAAUGAGACCACCACCUCCUGGAGUUACAGCAGCUUUAGAAAUCUUAGCUCGAUUAGCAAGGUAUUCUCACGAAGCUGCUGUAAGUAUUGCUAGUACUCCACAACUACUGGGUACUAUCACACAGCAUUUUAUCCCACUGACAACCGAUCGUUUAGUUUCAGAAGAUGCAGUGAAUGAUGUGUAUGGUGUUCCAGUACUAGCCGCUAUUCGUUUUUGCCGAAUUCUCGUUUGUUACGGUGGCAGAUUAGUUGCGGAAAACUUGUAUUUCUACAAGGUUUUAAAUUCCCUACUAUCAUACAUUACAGGUCACUCUGGAAAGCACAGCAUUAAUUUAUGCAUCGAAAGUCUUCGACUCUGGAAAAUGUUGUUACUUCGUGGUGUGGGAUUGGAAAGUGUUGGUGGUGCUCAAUUCACAAUAUUAUCCCAAUUGCAAAAUUUACUUAGCAACCAUGAUAUCGGACCGGCAUCUGAAUUGGCAUGUGAACAUGCAGCUGCACUGAUAACUGUCGCUGGAUUCGAACCUUCUUUAAGAUCGCACCUUUCGACACUGCUCUCUAAAUGGAGUACGCAAUUGGCAACUGUUCCAUCACCGACAUGGGCUAGCACAAAACUUGUCGCAAUGACACUAAUGUCAGCAGGAGAUAUUUCCCUCAUGAAACCAUUGCUGAUUUCCCAAGGAUCCAAUAUCUUCUCUACGCUGUGUUCCAGCUCGAACCUACUUAGCGGCCUUGUGCAAAUUACGGAACGUGAUCCAUCAUCUCUUCCUAACCUUGGAGUCCUAGGACAUGAAGGUCAGCUAUUGCCCGCAGUCUCGUACAAUAGUUGCAUACCAUUUUUGGCAACGGUACUCAGCGUUCUUUCGAAAUCACUCUGUAAGGCUGAAAUUCAAACAAUUCUGAAUCAACCUCAGUUCAAGAAAUAUAUAAAUAAACUUGAAUCAAUUGAUUGGAGUCUAGAACGGUCAUGGUAUACACGAAUGGAAUUAUCCCUGGUAACCCAAAUCGUUCGCUGUGGAACCCUGUUAGGAGACGAAUUGAAUUCUGAAAUGAGAGAAAGUAUUUGGAAACUAUCGAUAAAAUUGAUAUCAGCCUUACCUGCUGACGCUCCAUUAUAUGCGAGAGAAAUGGUGCGGACUGCUUUGUCCCGAGAAAAAUUGCAAGUAGCUUUACUCGUUAACGAUCUGGAUAAGUUGAAGUUUACUCAGACUGUUAUAGAAGUUAAUUUAGAUCUUCCGGAAAAUUUGGUUCGUCUCUAUGAAUAUUUUAUUAAAUGUAAUGGUUCCUGGGAUCAACCAGCUUUACCAAAAGACUGGCUGUACUUACCACUGGUGGAUUUAUAUUCGAAAUGUCGAAAUGAUUAUGAUUAUUGCGGCUUCAAACAUGUCACAUAUUAUUGUAGCGCAGAUGAUGGUAGACUUAUUGCAAUAAUAUUCAGUCUAGAAUUAACUUUACCCGAAUUAGUGGAACAUUUAUCGCCUAGUGUGCGAUACAGUAGAUUAUUACUUGCAUAUUUAUGUGAUACUUUGUUUUUGGAUCAAAAUGUGUCACCGUUGUUGACAAAGACUAUAUCAUGCCUUGUAAAAAGGUAUUAUAAAGAGUUAAAUUUCAAUACCGAAGUUCCAGGACUGAGUUCUUUCACAGAUAUGUUUACUACUUUGUGCGAACAUUUUUCUGCAACAUCCUAUGGGAACGAAGGAUUUGGAAUGACUUUAUUAGUACCAUUAGCACAGCGGCAUGAUGUACAUUACAGAAAAUUAUUAUGGUCUGAACAUGCCGGAGCUUUACGCUCACUCAGAACGCCAUUGGAAAUGUUACCAAUGCCCUUACAAGAAUAUCUAUAUCCAGUCGAAGAAGAUAUUUCGUUGAUCGAAUGUUAUUUAACAGCCUUGGCUAAGGGUAUAGUGCGUAGAGAAUGGUGCCCAGUUAUGUACACUGUUGCAUUACACCACACUGCCAUGAAUUUAAAAGAAGAUAAAAGUAAAAUAUCUAUGAAAUUCAAACCAAGAGUUGAAAAACUUGGAAACAUUGAAUUGAAAAAAGAACUGCUAAAUUAUAUCCCGCCCGAAUAUUAAAUUAAUAAAGUUUACUUCAGUAUAAAUUCCAAACGGUACUACGUACGUAAACAUAAUAAACGUGAUAGGGAUGAAAUAAUUUUUUAUAUUAAUUUUAGGUCAGCCCAUCCAGAAUGUUGCAAAUUUUUAUUUUGCUGUUUUUGAUAAAAUUAAAUACGUUUUCCAACGUAUUUACUGAGAUUAUAGUGUAAUAAAAUAUCACAUAUGUUAAACUUUACGAUAGUAUUACUGGUCUCUAGCUCCUUUGUCACUCCCGUUACCAAAUUUAUCGAACUUAAAAUGAACAUACACGAAAUAAGCACUGGAUUUUGUGUUAUACAGUAUUAUUAUUAUUAUUAUUAUUUUCAACGUACAUUAUAUUCUCCAGUUAUUGUAUAAUUGGUAAAUGUAAAAUGUGUUAGUUUAAAUAGACAAUAAUGAUCAUACAAAUUUGAGUAAUAAUAGUAAGCGUAGAGGCACUAGUUGGUCGUUGUUCAUUGACUAUACUGAUCCUAUGCAAGUACACAUUACUGAUCCGCGAAAUUGUAGUGUGAAAAAUUUCUCUGUUAGUAGUUAUAUGUAUAAGAUAUGUUCAGUAUACACGCAGAAAUUCUCUUCCCUUCUACUGAUAAUAACUGUGCAGGCUACCGUAAUUAUUUUUUUCACAUCUACAUCAACGGUCAUUUUACCAGGUAAUAAUUUCAUCCUGUCUAUACGAUUUUCAUCACCUCUUUCUAAAAACACUUUACAAUUCUGUACAAAGUCCAAGUGCCAAUGUGUCAGUUGCUUUAUACUAAUUAUACGAUUUCAGUUUGGUUUCAAGAAUCAAUUCGAAAUAUUUCUUAAAGCACGUUGGUUCGGAUUAGAAAUCUCUUGCAUAUAUGCACAAAUAAAUAUUUACUCUUGCUUCUUUACAUAAUGCAUCAGACUUCACCGAGCAGGUUUAUUCGCAACACAUACGUAUUUAUACGUAGUUUUAGCACUUACCGUUUGUCUGCUAAGUUCAAUAUGAUCGAGUCCCAACGCGUAUUAUUUUUCAGUAAUGAGACAAACUUGUAUUACACUUUUGGUGCAGCAACGCAUUGGUUGAAACUUGAAAGCAUAAAAA
Messenger RNA from Neodiprion virginianus, 5587 nucleotides. Its product is annotated as RNA polymerase II-associated protein 1. Gene Ontology annotation, biological process: transcription by RNA polymerase II. The transcript has 9 exons. Lineage: Eukaryota; Metazoa; Arthropoda; Insecta; Hymenoptera; Diprionidae. The record is from RefSeq and is a predicted model, not a curated record. Bases 844 to 4500 code for a protein of 1218 amino acids. Gene Ontology annotation, cellular component: nucleus.